UUAGGCUAUGCCAAUGAAGUUGGAGAGUCAUUUCGUGCCCUGGUGCCUAAAGCACUAGUUUGGGCUACCUAUGGUGUAGCCACAGCCUAUGUUACUGCAGAUGCUGCAGAUAAAGGAAGGAAAGCAGCAGAGCUGAACAAAGACAGCCCAGAAAGAACAAAGGGCGUUACAGUAGCAGUGAUAGAUACUUUUGUCUGGCAAGCUCUUGCAUCUGUGGCCAUUCCAGGAUUUACCAUCAACAGAAUAUGUGCUGCUUCACUUUAUAUAAUGGGACACGUGACUCGAUGGCCUCUGCCAGCACGAAAAUGGGCUACUACUGCAAUAGGUCUUUCUGCAAUUCCAGUUAUCAUAACACCAAUAGACAGGCAAGUGCUGAUAUUUGAUAUUUUCCAUCUUUGUUGGCAUGUGAAAUACCAGGUGACUAGCAUUCACAGGGAAGAUUCUAAAAUACUGUCAGUGUUUGGGGGGUUUUUUUUUUGUUUUGUUUUUUUUUAA
Molecule: messenger RNA, 495 nt
Organism: Staurois parvus
Lineage: Eukaryota; Metazoa; Chordata; Amphibia; Anura; Ranidae
Source: the annotation of a GenBank genome assembly